Malassezia globosa CBS 7966 is the source of this 981-nucleotide messenger RNA. RefSeq lists its product as uncharacterized. Gene Ontology annotation, molecular function: RNA binding. Gene Ontology annotation, biological process: endonucleolytic cleavage in ITS1 to separate SSU-rRNA from 5.8S rRNA and LSU-rRNA from tricistronic rRNA transcript (SSU-rRNA, 5.8S rRNA, LSU-rRNA); small-subunit processome assembly; endonucleolytic cleavage to generate mature 5'-end of SSU-rRNA from (SSU-rRNA, 5.8S rRNA, LSU-rRNA). NCBI's taxonomy places the organism in Eukaryota, Fungi, Basidiomycota, Malasseziomycetes, Malasseziales, Malasseziaceae. The coding region runs from base 1 to 981 and encodes 326 amino acids. The record is from RefSeq and is a predicted model, not a curated record. Gene Ontology annotation, cellular component: nucleolus. The transcript has a single exon.
AUGGCCAAGAGCCGGCGAGAGCAAAAGGAGCAGCAGCAGCAACAGCAUGGUGCGGCCAUCUCAGAUGAGCGCUUCGACUUGUCAUCUUGGGAACCAGCGUCACAUACAGAGAAGAAGCGCAAGCUCGAGGAUACGGAUGAUGACGUGCUAGGAAACAAAACCGACAACGGCUCACCAGACAGUGACGCUGACGACAACGACAACGACAUGCAUAAUCAUGAGGCACACGAGUCAUACGAACCGCAUGGAUCGGAAAGCGUGCUUCCUGUUCUUAGCAGGGAAGAGCUUGAAGAAUACAAAAAGAAGCAACAAAAGCGUGGUGUUAUCUAUCUGAGCCGCCUUCCACCGGGCAUGACACCAGCCAAAGUGCGACAUAUAUUUUCUCAGUUCGGCGAGGUUGGUCGCAUCUACUUGCAACCAAAAGACAAGCAGAAUUCUUCUUCUUCUUCUAGCAAAAAAAAGAAUCGUCCCUCACACUUUUCCGAGGGCUGGAUCGAGUUUGUGUCGAAGCGCGUGGCACGAACCACAGCUGAAAUGCUGAAUGCGCAGCCAAUCGGAGCCCUGGGCGGUGCAUCGCAUUCUUCCCGGCGCUCACAAUCAGGUGCAGGCGCUAUUAAUCGAUGGAAAGAUGACGUUUGGACUAUGAAGUACUUGAAGGGUUUCCGGUGGCCCAUGCUCAUGGAACAAUUGUCGCAUGAACGAGCAACGCAUGCGGCACGUCUGCGUAUGGAACUUUCUCAGUCGGCGCAUGAGCAACGCGACUAUCUCCGGAAGGUUGAAAGGUCCCGUAUCCAGCGGAAGAAGCAGGCAGAGCGUGCAGAGCCGCCCACAAACGAGGAUGAGGCCCCCGCACCCAAGCGCAAGUUUCAGCAGCGAACACCCGUGUACAGAGAUGUUCGUGAUCAACGCGUGCAAAAUCAUAGCAGAACCAGUGCACCUGCUGGACAGGACAUGGAGCGUGUUUUAUCACAGAUAUUCUAG